Gigantopelta aegis is the source of this 2046-nucleotide messenger RNA. Its product is annotated as secretin receptor-like. Gene Ontology annotation, cellular component: plasma membrane. The coding region runs from base 123 to 1940 and encodes 605 amino acids. Gene Ontology annotation, molecular function: peptide hormone binding; G protein-coupled peptide receptor activity. Gene Ontology annotation, biological process: cell surface receptor signaling pathway; adenylate cyclase-modulating G protein-coupled receptor signaling pathway. The record is from RefSeq and is a predicted model, not a curated record. The transcript is spliced from 13 exons. Lineage: Eukaryota; Metazoa; Mollusca; Gastropoda; Neomphalida; Peltospiridae.
CAGCGCAUUGGUCUGACGUGUGACAAAAGUGGCAGACAAUACAGACUUGGUUAUCGCAAUUUAACACAAAGUAGUUCUCUGUCUGCCAGUACCACAAGUGCACCGAGUGCUGAAAACACGCCAUGGUUGUAUCCGUCAUGUCUUGGAGAGACCAGAAGAAACUUCUUCUACGCGCCAAAGUGGACUGUUACUGGCGAAUGAAGGAAGCCGUCAAUAAAACAACACAAGGUGUCCGGCCACACAAAUGUCCGGUGAUCUGGGACGAUCUGCUGUGCUGGGACGAGGCAGCGCCAGACACGUUGAUGACUCAGCCCUGUCCGGACUACGUCAACGGGUUCAAUAAAUACGAAAAUGCCACUAAAUACUGUUCUGAAAACGGGACGUGGUUAUACAGAACGUGCAUGGGGCCGACCUGUAAAAACGACACGUGGACCAAUUUCACCAUGUGUGACCGACCCAACUUCGACCUCCAGUUUCACACAGUGACGGCUGAGAGGCUACGACUGCUAUACACUAUCGGAUACAGUAUUUCCUUGGCAGCACUGAUAAUAGCCGUCACCAUCAUGUGCUGUUGUAGACGUCUUCACUGUAAAAGCAACAGCUUGCACAUCAACCUGUUCAUCGCGUUCAUCAUGCGGGCACUGGCGUCUUUCAUCAAGGAUCUCUCCUUUGUUGGAAACGUCGGCUUCAGGUUCGACGUCAAGUACCGGUCAGACGGAACACUGGAGUUCCUGCAGCACGGACUUCACUGGGAGUGUAAGCUGCUGUUUAGCGUGUUUAACUACACUAUUAGUGCCUCCAUGAUGUGGAUUUUUAUAGAGGGCCUCUACCUCCAUAUGCUCAUAUACAGAACGCUGUCCACGGAAAGAAGAGGAGUUAAAAUGUACAUUGUAUUAGGCUGGGUUUUACCAAUUCCAUUUCUGGUUUCGUGGAUAAUAGUGAAAGCCUUACUCGAAGACACAUACUGCUGGAAUAUUCAAAUCAGGUCCGAGUAUUUCUGGAUUUUAAAGGCACCAGGUGUCGCCGUGGUCCUAAUCAAUUUCUUAUUUUUCCUGGAUAUUUUUAGAAUACUCUUUAUCAGGGCUAGAGCCAACCAAAGACACCUUGGACGAUCCAAGUACAGGAAAUUGGCCAAGUUCAUUUUGGUUUUGAUGCCGUUGUUUGGGGUGAUGUACAUAGUCUUCUUUGUUGCCUUUCCCACGGAAUUCAGACACGAAGAGUUUAACGUCGCAUAUCUCUAUAUCGAGAUGGGCUACAACUCCUUUCAGGGUUUCGUGCUAGCUGUGUUAUUUUGUUUCCUGAAUGAGGAGGUGCAUAGUGAAUUGAGAAGAAUCUGGAAGCGCCACAAAACACGACGAACGGACAUACUGACGUUUUCCAAAUCAUACGCGGGCAUAUCUUCCUACAGAAACAACUCGCCGGCCAUCCAGAUUCGCAGGACGAGACUUCUGAAGAGAUUAGGAUCCAAUUCCUCGUCUGACGUCAAUGUCGAUAAGCCUGAUUUGUACAAACAAGUGCUUUAUGCCCAGGCGUCGAAGAGAGGUCCACAGCAACAGCAGUUUACAGAUGCUGAUUCUACAGGACAGAAGUCGCCCACAGACACGUGCGCGAGAACAGUUUUUAACCAAGAUAACACUGAUAACAGAACUGGUUUUAACCAAGAUAACAUUGAUGAAAAAACUGGUUUUAACCAAGAUAACACUGAUAACAGAACUGGUUUUAACCAAGACAGCACUGAUAACAGAACUGGUUUUAACCAAGACAACACUGAGUGUGAUAAGCGACCUCUUUUUAACCAAGACAACACUGAAUGUGAUAACAGGACUGAUUUUAACCAAGACAGUACGGAACGUGAUAACAGAACUGCAGAAAACAACUUGAAAUCAAGUUCCGCAACAUCAUCAGGACAAAUUGAGCCUAGAUGCAGUGAUAGCAGUUGAUAAUGUGUAUAUAUAUAACGUAUACAUGUAUAUAAGCGCACAAUAUAUAUAUAUAUAUAUAUAUAUAUAUAUAUAUAUGCUAUAUGCAGAAAUAUGUGACAGGGCA